ACUGUUUCUAUGUAGAUGGCUGUACAGGUGGUUUUUAUUUUGAUGCUCCCUGUGGUUCUUUGCCUUUCACCUUCAUUUAUUGAUCUGGAACAGAAACGCAGUAAUGGAUCAUCCAUACGGUUCCUGGUGGUGGGUGACUGGGGUGGGGUACCCAAUGCCCCCUUUGUCACUCCGAUUGAGUGGGCUACAGCACAAGAAAUGGGUCGCACUGCCCAGCAGCUCGGGGCUGACUUUGUUUUAGCUUUGGGCGAUAACUUUUAUUAUAAAGGUGUGAAGAGUGUGGAUGAUCCCCGGUUUCAGGAAACGUUUGAGCAGGUCUACACUGCGAAAUCUCUUAAUAUUCCAUGGUUUGUUGUUGCUGGCAACCAUGACCAUGCAGGAAAUGUUUUAGCUCAGAUCCAGUACAGUAAAAUGUCUCGGAGAUGGAAUUUCCCGUAUUAUUACUAUGAGCUGAAUUUCCGAAUUCCUAAUUCGGAUGCAACGCUGCAGGUGCUGAUGUUGGACACGGUGCUGCUGUGUGGAAGCACAGAUGAUUUUCAGGAUGGGAAACCCAAUGGUCCCCCAAGCAGCAUUUGGGCUAACCGUCAGCAGCAGUGGCUGCAGGAGCGCAUGCGCCAGUCCAAAGCUGACUUCCUUCUGGUGGCUGGGCACUACCCAGUGUGGUCGGUGUCUAAGCAUGGGCCCACUGAGUGUUUAUUACGCAGACUGCGCCCCCUCCUGACAAAGUACAAAGCUACAGCGUACCUGUGUGGUCAUGAUCACAACCUGCAGUAUUUUAAGGAGUCUGGAGUUGGUUAUGUGGUGAGCGGUGCUGGAAACUUUAUGGAUUCAGAUAUGAGCCAUCGUAAUGCUGUUCCUCAAGGUUCACUGAAAUUCUUUACGGGAAAAGCAUCUACACUGGGUGGCUUUGCCCACAUGGAGCUGACUAAGAACAAACUGGUCAUUACCUUCAUCCAGGCACGUGGAACAUCACUUUAUCGCACUGUACUGCCAAAAAGAGACCUGUAGUUCUUUUACUUUAUUUUAUAAAUAUUUUAAUUUCUGUAGUUUACACUUUUCUGUGUUGAUUCUAUUUAAGUUUUAAAUCUGACUUAAAUUGUACCUUUUUAUUGGUUUGAACAAUAAAUAUUUUAAAUAAA
Molecule: messenger RNA, 1139 nt
Organism: Trichomycterus rosablanca
Lineage: Eukaryota; Metazoa; Chordata; Actinopteri; Siluriformes; Trichomycteridae
Gene: acp5a
Product: acid phosphatase 5a, tartrate resistant
Exons: 5
Biological process (GO): bone resorption
Molecular function (GO): acid phosphatase activity; ferric iron binding; ferrous iron binding
Source: RefSeq, a predicted model, not a curated record